Cornus florida is the source of this 2806-nucleotide messenger RNA. RefSeq names its product serine/threonine-protein kinase 1. NCBI's taxonomy places the organism in Eukaryota, Viridiplantae, Streptophyta, Magnoliopsida, Cornales, Cornaceae. The record is from RefSeq and is a predicted model, not a curated record. Gene Ontology annotation, molecular function: protein kinase activity; ATP binding. Bases 39 to 2588 code for a protein of 849 amino acids. Gene Ontology annotation, biological process: regulation of MAPK cascade; intracellular signal transduction; protein phosphorylation. The transcript is spliced from 17 exons.
AGUAGUUCCAAAUUCUGCUCAGCUCUCUCUCUCUCUCAAUGGACUUCUCUCCCACCUCUCGCCGGAGUCGCAGAGGCCCAAACAAGUCCGACCUCUACGCCACAGACGACGACGACGAAAAACCACAGCGACAACACUCGGACCCAAAAUCGCUACGACAACGCAAGGAGGAAGUGGAAGAAGACAUAUACGCAACAAUGCUACGCAAAGACGACGACGACGACGACGAAGACGACGACGCAUCUCUUCCUCCACUCCUCAAACGCGUCCCCAAAGACUUCGGUGUCGCCGUCGACUACGACGACGAAGACGAGUACAGCGGAAGCAUCUCCGGGACAAUGAUCGUCAAGACCGAUCGGAAUCGCAACCAGUCGUAUUCUUCUUCGGCGCGGAAGCCCCAUGGUUCGAAUUACCUGGAUCGGAAUCGAGCGAGUCCGAGGAAGAGGGUUGAGGAGGAGGAGGAGAAUUUUUCGACUUUCGUGGUGAGAUCGACGGUGAGGGACAGAGACGGAGAUGGGGAGUCGAUUUCGGGGACCUUCGUGAGGCGGACUAGUGGUGGUGGUGGAGGUAUGGAUGGUUCGACGAUGAGUAAGGCGGUGGCGAGUAUGCAGGCUGUGGGGGAAUUAGGGUUACGGAAGCAGAGGAAGGGGAGUGGUGCUUCGUCUUCGCACGAGGAAGGUCGGCUUCAGCAACUGGCGAGCAAACUGUCUUCGAGUUCAAUUCCAGACAGUGUUACGAGGGAAGAUCCUUCUACUAAAUACGAAUUGCUCCACGAGCUUGGGAAAGGUUCUUAUGGGGCUGUUUACAAAGCUAGAGAUUUGAAAACUUCAGAGUUGGUUGCUAUCAAAGUCAUAUCAUUAAGUGAAGGGGAGGAGGGGUAUGAAGAAAUUCGUGGCGAAAUUGAGAUGCUGCAGCAAUGUAAUCAUCCAAAUGUUGUUCGAUACCUGGGAAGCUACCAGGGAGAAGAGUACCUUUGGAUAGUAAUGGAAUACUGUGGGGGUGGAAGUGUUGCUGACUUGAUGAACAUCACAGAUGAGGCUUUAGAGGAGUGUCAAAUAGCAUAUAUAUGUAGGGAAGCAUUGAAGGGUCUAUCUUAUUUGCACUCAAUUUUCAAGGUACAUAGAGAUAUUAAGGGUGGUAAUAUUUUAUUGACUGAACAAGGAGAGGUGAAAUUAGGUGAUUUUGGGGUUGCAGCACAGCUGACAAGGACCAUGUCCAAGCGUAACACGUUCAUUGGCACUCCCCAUUGGAUGGCUCCGGAAGUUAUCCAGGAAAAUCGCUACGAUGGAAAGGUGGAUGUUUGGGCUCUUGGAGUAUCUGCAAUUGAGAUGGCUGAGGGACUUCCUCCAAGAUCAACAGUGCAUCCAAUGAGGGUAUUGUUCAUGAUAUCCAUUGAACCAGCUCCAAUGCUUGAGGAUAAAGAGAAAUGGUCUCUCGUGUUCCAUGACUUUGUUGCAAAGUGCCUUACAAAAGAACCACGUCUGCGUCCUACUGCAGCUGAGAUGCUAAAGCACAAAUUCAUUGAAAAAUGCAAAACUGGAGCUUCGGCAAUGUUACCCAAGAUUGACAAAGCAAGGCAGAUUAGAGCCUCGAUGGCUUUGGAAGAACAAAGUACUUCUCUAGGGACCUCAAUGCCAGGAGAUGGUUCAAUAGGAGGUCCCAAAGUGAAUGAAGAUUAUGGAGAUACUGUUCCAUCAAGGCUUCAUAACAUUGGACUUCAAGGUAACAAUGGUGUACCCACUGUGAGCAGUUUGGAAAAGCAGCACAUAUCUGAAGGUGUAGAACUGGCUGCAGAAGGUAACUUUGGGACUGUAAUUGUUCGUGGUGGAGUUGACAUAGAUAAGACUGCUACCCAGACACCACUUCCCAAUGCCAAAGAAUCCUCACAUGCUUCGGGGAAUGUUAAAAGUCCUUUUCUCAGUGGUGCAGGGGAUAAAUCACUUGACAGCAGAGUGGGCAAUGCAGUGGGUGUUGCUGCUGAUAGCUUCCAGGCUGGUGGAUUGCAAUCAUUUUCUCCUUCAAUAUUAGCCUCUAAUGAGCAGAACUCCAAGGCAAAUAGCAUUUCUCAGGCACAGAUAGGAGGUGGUGGCGGGGCGAUCAAUAGCACAGUGAAAAAUGAAACUGUCAGUCGGAAAGCAUUAGAUAAGCUUUGGUCAAUAUACGCAGCUGGUAAUACGGUACCCAUUCCAUUCUUGAGGGCAACUGACAUAUCACCUAUCGCACUUUUGUCUGAUAAUGUGCUUGGAGGCUGGCAUCAGGACGAUGGUCGAACCAUAGCUGUGGAAGCACUGCAGGAGCUUUUUACUGGUGAUGGACAGUCUAAAAAGGGUCGAAGGGGACAGAAUGAGGUUCCACCUCUCUCUCUCACACACACGCGCGCAUGCGCCGUAUUUAGCUGGGCUUCAUUUAUUGGAUUUUUAUGUGCUGCAGGUGCCCCUUCCUCCAAGUGUGUGCCAGAGACUGACUUCAAGUUCUACACUAAUGAAUCUAGUCCAGGCUUUAGCUUACCACAAAACGUGUUACGAAGAGAUGCCACUCCAGGAGCUGCAAGCAACGCAAGAGCAACAAACCAUUCAGAAUCUCUGUGAUACACUUCGAACUAUUCUACGAUUGUAGCUAGGGAAAAAUGUAUAUCUUUUUUCUUUAUACAUUUUUCCCCUUUUCAUCUGUUUGUAAUUUUUUUUUUUUUUUUUUUUUUUUUGGUGUUAUUAUUUAGUUUGUUUGCAUCAACACAAGUUUUUCCAUGUAUAUAAGUACAUCAGCAUGUGACAAGGAAAUAAAUGGCUAUUUCAUAUUGCUCUUGCUA